Messenger RNA from Bacillus rossius redtenbacheri, 2579 nucleotides. Its product is annotated as trypsin-4-like. Gene Ontology annotation, biological process: proteolysis. Gene Ontology annotation, molecular function: serine-type endopeptidase activity. The record is from RefSeq and is a predicted model, not a curated record. Bases 94 to 885 code for a protein of 263 amino acids. The transcript has 7 exons. Lineage: Eukaryota; Metazoa; Arthropoda; Insecta; Phasmatodea; Bacillidae.
AGAGGCCGAGAGGGCUGAGGCGAGCGCUGACCCGGGUCAGAGCGGCGUCUGGCGCCGAGACAUCAGCGUCCGUCGCGGUCCGGGAGAGGCGCGAUGCUGCGUCUGCUGGCGCUGCUGGUGCUGGCGCCUGGCGGCGGCCUGACAUUUCCCACCGUAGCCAAUACUACACAGUUCGAGAGAAUAAUGGGAGGUUCAUAUGCUAGAGCUGAUGAAUUUCCUUUCAUGUUGGCACUGGAAGAUCUUGAAGAGCAAUUCUGCGGCGCUGUUGCCAUAUCCGCCUACUGGGCAAUAACAGCAGCGCACUGCGUGUAUUCUGAGAACACCCCCGACAGGAUGUUCCUGCGGGCCGGCAGCCUGUGGCGCGGCAGCGGCGGCUCCGUGCACGAGGUGCUACUGGGAUACGUGCCCACCUCCUACUACGAGGGCAGCAACAACCACGACAUCGCGCUGCUCAAGGUGAAGAGAAGAUUCUCGGUGAACAGUUCGGUGCGGUACAUCCAGCUGCCGAGACAGAACGAGGAAGUGGAAGACAACACGGACGCCAUAGUGCUCGGAUGGGGCAGCACAGAUCGCGCCUCGCGCAGCAGCCGCAAGCUGAGGAAGGCCAUGGUGCGCACCAUGGACCAGGGAAGCUGCGCCGAGCUGGAGAUGUUCACCGAGUACGAGUCGCACGAGCUGACGGACGGCAUGCUGUGCGCCACCAAGUUCGGCCGCGACUCCAGGAACGGGGACUCCGGCGGCCCGCUCCUGGUGAAAGAAGGAGACAGAGCGAAGCUGAUAGGGAUAGUGUCGUGGGGCGAUGGCAACGGGAACCCGGACUGGCCUGGAAUCUACACUAAAGUCUCCAGGUACAGGAACUGGAUCAAGAGAAACUCUGGCGUCUGACGAACAUUUUAUUUAUUUCUUUCGAACAAUAUUUGUUCGGCGACGUGCUGGAGAUCAGUGGUAAAUGAAAAAAACAUCAUAGACCAGCGACAUAUAACAGCGGACAUAGAACAUACUUGCUCAACUCUCGUUCCAGAAUCAAAAUGCAAGAGAGAUGCCCAUGAAUGUCAACAAAGGUGAAAAAGAAACCCAAGUUUUCGUUUAGGUGAAACCUGGUACAUAAAGACAGUUUUACGCAUACAUGUUUGAAAACACUUUUGAGCUGAAAUACUCAAAUUGUUUCAUACAUAUUGUCUUAUGGCACAGAUGUACGUAUGUAACUGUUUACUGAUAAAUUUGGAGACAAAAAAUUAUAGUUUUCUCAUAAAAAAAAACGAAAUGUAACAUUUUGUAUGUAACCAGUUUCUUGUUAUGUGUUUAUGUAAUUUGGAAGAUGUAUUUGGGGAUUCAAGAUAGUGUAAUUUUUUGGGAAAUAAUGAGAUUGAAAAAUAACUUCAAUGUUGAAUACGAGUACUUAAUGUGUUCUUCAGUUGUUCAUUGCAAUACCGAAAGCUGGUUAACUUUGACACAUUUUCGCCACAUUCUUGAAGUGAUUACUUUUAAGUCUGGUAAUGUAACACAUUUUGCUUGAAUUUUAUGGAGAACUUAUAUUGUUAACUCAAGAUGAACUUGUAACGAAAUAGUAACACAUUUGUUCAUUAGACUUCGUUUAUGUCGCAAAUUGGGCAUUUUAUGAAAUAUUUUUUCUGACGUGAAUAGAGAAUCAUUAUUUGGGCAAAGUGACUCUUCAUAUACUGAAGCUCAUUACUUCUGUGUUUUACUGAAUUUCUUUUACCAAAGCUUGGUUAUUCUUAAACAAAGAAUUCACUUUCCUCAGAACAUCAUCAACGUUUUUCUACAAUAAACACUUUUAAGAGAGAAGUAGAAAGCAUUAAACCCAGUUUUUUUGAAGUUUGGCGUGUAAUCAAACUACCUAGCGAUACGCAACUAUAUAUAAAGUUAAAAUUGUUUUUGUAGUAAAAGUCAUGAGAAGCUAAAUGGUGCAAUUUUUUUUAUAAUGAUGUACAUCACAGUCUUAGAAUGUAAUGAAAAUGUCACUAUUUUUUGCAUGAAAGAAUUUAAACACUUCUGUUCAAAAAAUGCAGUUUAUAGUUCAAUUUAUACUCUACUAUCUUAAACAUUAAACUAGGUUUAUAAUUAAGCUAUAUUAUUAUCUGUCGUUAAUAUUUAAAUCUUUAUGAUAAAUAAAUUAAGGCAAUUAAAAGUUUAAUUAUUUUCCCUUUGUUUAAAACUUCUCACUGUUUGUAGCCAAAUUUCCACUCAUGUAUAAUACAGUUUUAUGCACUUUGUAACACUUGCCUAUUAUUAUAGUACGGUAUUCAAAAAGAUUAAUUAAAAUAAAUUGGAACUUCUUAUUCGUGUAUUAGUUAUUCCCACAGGUAUAACAUAAAAGUUUGCCUCUGUUUCACAAAAUGUUUUUGUGAGCAAAUAUGAUAAGGAAAUAAUUUAGAUAUCAAAGUUUUGGAAUUAAACUUAUUACACUAUUGUAAAGUUGAAAACAAAACCUUUAAUAAUAAAGUAAAAAUAUGUAAAUUAUAUGUUAGAAGAAUUGUCAUGAUAUUAUAUAGAAAUGUAAAAUUGUAUCAAUUUUAACAUAGUCAUUUAAAGGCAUAUAAACUUAAACAAAGUUUUGG